Malania oleifera is the source of this 3298-nucleotide messenger RNA. RefSeq names its product protein CHROMATIN REMODELING 35-like. NCBI's taxonomy places the organism in Eukaryota, Viridiplantae, Streptophyta, Magnoliopsida, Santalales, Ximeniaceae. Gene Ontology annotation, molecular function: ATP-dependent chromatin remodeler activity; ATP binding. The record is from RefSeq and is a predicted model, not a curated record. Gene Ontology annotation, biological process: gene silencing by siRNA-directed DNA methylation. Bases 94 to 2982 code for a protein of 962 amino acids. The transcript has 6 exons.
UCUUUAAUUAUUUAAUACAUAUAUCAAUACCGAGGAACUAAUUCAUUUCAGCGAUCAUCAUUUCUUCAGCAAUCGCUGCACAUUGCAUUCACCAUGAGGGGAAAGCCAACGAACGAGGUUUCGUCCAGUCAACUUGGCAGCAGCUCUUCAAUGCAAACUGAGUUGUGUUCUAAGGGGCAUAAGAGGAAGACAUUAUUCAAUGAAGGAAAAGAGCAUACUGGCUUGACUGGUUUAACAGUUAUGCGUAAAAGAAAGCGAGGAAGGAUUGUUUCCAAGACUCAAGAUUGUUGUGAUCCAUUUAAUUUCCCUAAUUUGCUGGAUGGGCUGGAUUAUUCUAAGUUUGGAAGUGCGGCAAAAGACAUAGAGGCUCUUUGUGCUAGGAAGAGGCAAACACCUAGCACUUAUGUUGAAUUGCAUCCAACUCUUCCAUAUGCGCGUCUGGAUGUGGAAAAGAACCAGAAUAUGGAGGCUUCAAAUUUUCCACAACGUACUUCUUCAGAGCAUAAGAAUGUGAUUGAUCUAGAGGACGAUCAUUCUGAAAAUUAUGUUCCAGCCGUAGCACCAUCAGUUAUAAUUCUUGACUCAGAUGAAGAAUGUGCAAAUCAGGGGCCUUCUUCUUCAUGUGAGGAGGUUGUUUUGAGCAAGCCAGCUAGUGAACCUUCAAUUACUGAUUUAAUGGUUGAAAAUUAUUCAGAGGGCAAAGCUCCGACUGAAGAAGAGGAAAGUAUUUCCAAUGAAACCAGUGAAACUGUAGAUGAUAGUCUGGCAGAUAUUUGGAAGGAGAUGGAAAUUGCAUUGGAAUAUUCCAAGGAUACUGCUGUAGAUUCGUUAUCUGAUGAGCAUGUCAUUGGAGGUGGAGAUGACUGUGAUCAUUCUUUUGUCCUAAGGGAUGAUCUCGGCUACGUUUGUCGGAUUUGUGGGAUUAUUCAAAGAUCAAUUGAUACCAUAUUUGAAUUCCAGUAUGGCAAGACAACAAGAACAACAAGAACUUACAUGUCUGAAACUUGGAAUAAAAAAGACAGAGAGCCAGUUGAAAUUCUCCCUCAUGGGGUUAAGUUAUCUGAGCACGAAUCAACUGUAACUCACGUCUUUGCCCAUCCAAGGCACAUGAAGCAAAUGAAACCCCAUCAAGUGGAGGGUUUCAAUUUUCUGCUACAGAACUUGGUGACUGACAAUCCAGGGGGCUGCAUCUUGGCACAUGCUCCAGGAUCUGGAAAAACUUUUAUGAUCAUCAGUUUCGUGCAGAGUUUUCUGGCCAAGUAUCCCAAUGCUAGACCACUUGUUGUACUACCAAAAGGCAUAUUAGCCACAUGGAAGAAAGAAUUUCAGAGAUGGCAGAUUGAAGACGUUCCACUCUUUGACUUCUACUCAUCAAAAGCAGAAAAUCGUUCUCAACAGUUGGACGUGUUAAAGAAAUGGGUAGAACAGAAGAGCAUUCUCUUUCUGGGGUAUAAGCAGUUUUCGUCGAUUGUUUGUCACAAUGAAAUCUGCCAGAUGACGGCUGCCUGUCGAGAAAUACUGUUGAAGGCACCUUCUGUUCUUAUUCUGGAUGAAGGUCACACUCCAAGAAAUGAGAAUACCGAUGUGCUGCACUCUUUAGCAGAGGUUCAGACGCCUCGAAAAGUAGUACUUUCUGGAACUCUAUUCCACAAUCAUGUCAAAGAGGUAUUCAAUAUAUUGAAUCUUGUUCGGCCCAGGUUUUUGAAACUGGAUACUUCCCGAGCACUUGUCAAGCGCAUCAUUAGCAAAGUACAGAUAGCCGGUGCAAGAAGGAUGGUAAAAUCGAGUGCAAAUUCGACUUUCUAUGACUUGGUACAGAACACACUUCAGAAGGAUGAUGAUUUCAGGAGAAAAGUGAGUGUUAUACAAGAUCUUCGGGAGAUGACCAGCAAAGUUCUUCACUACUACAAGGGAGACUUCUUGGAAGAACUACCUGGUCUUGUUGACUUCACUGUGCACCUCACUUUAAGUGCCAAACAGAGAACUGAAGUUGAGAAGCUAAAGAAGCUGGAUAAUUUCAAGAGAAAUUCUGUAGGCAGCGCUGUUUAUGUGCACCCAUGCUUGAAAAUGUUUGCAGAGAAAAAUCCUGCAGCUAGAGAUAGAUCUGCAUUGGUCAAUGACGAGAAGAUAGAUGAGAUAAUUGAGAAACUGAAUGUCAAAGAUGGAGUGAAAGCCAAGUUCUUUCUUGGCAUGUUGGGUUUGUGUGAAUUGACUGGUGAGAAGCUGCUGGUUUUCAGUCAGUAUCUCCUGCCCCUGAAAUUUUUGGAGAGAUUAGCAAAGAGAGUCAAGGGUUGGAGCCCUGGAAAAGAAACUUUUAUGAUCUCAGGUGAUUCAAAUUCUGAGCUUAGGGAGUGGUCCAUGGAAUGCUUUAAUGGUUCCGCUGAUGCCAAAAUCUUCUUUGGGUCAAUUAAAGCUUGUGGUGAAGGAAUCUCUCUGGUUGGGGCAUCUCGCAUUCUAAUUUUGGAUGUCCACCUUAAUCCUUCAGUAACCCGCCAAGCAAUAGGCCGUGCUUUUCGGCCAGGCCAACAGAGAAAAGUGUACACUUACAGACUUGUUGCUGCUGAUUCACCUGAAGAAGAAGACCACUUGACAUCCUUCCGAAAGGAGAUGAUUUCAAAGCUGUGGUUUGAAUGGGAUGAGUGUUGUGUCCAUCAAGACUACGAAAUGAGCUCUGUUGAUGUGAAGGAUUGUGGUGAUACCUUUCUGGGAAGCCCAUUGCUCGGUGAAGAUAUAAAGGCUUUGUUCAAAAGGUCAGCGUGUUCGUUCGUUCUAUUCCAAAUGAGUUUUAAUAUAUAUGUUCAAUCAUUUUGUCCUAUAUAUAUAUAUAUAUAUAUAUAUAUAUAUAUAUAUAUGUCGUCCUACAUUUUCCAUUUUAUUUUCUUUUUUUCAGGUAAAUCCUGGAAAAGGGGUCUAAACAAGGGAUUUGCAUCAAUAGUCUUACCAUUUCUUGUGACUUGUUUUCAAGAUUCAUGCUGCUCGUAGUAAGGCACCUUUCGUGCAGUCCUGCUCAUGUUCAAGCACUCCUGAGAGCCCCGGGCAUUCUUUUUUGAAUCAAUGCUGGCUGUAAGUGUCGCAGGGGUAAUCCAUUUUGGACUUCUGUAAAUAAAUGAUGCUCAACUUAUCGAGUAAAAAGAUUAGAAAAUAUAGAUAGGAUGAAUGUGGAUGUUUAAGUGCGAAUGAUAGCUUAUUAGAGCUUCUCUGCUAUGGUUAUUAAUCUCGGUUAAUAUUUGUAAAUGUUUUUGCUCAGACAAGGCCAUUUUCUAGUUAAGGUAUUUUGGAUGACUGGCAUUUCAUCUCA